Messenger RNA from Thermothelomyces thermophilus ATCC 42464, 2293 nucleotides. RefSeq lists its product as uncharacterized. Bases 206 to 2110 code for a protein of 634 amino acids. The transcript is spliced from 2 exons. Gene Ontology annotation, biological process: cell migration; centrosome localization; chromosome segregation. Lineage: Eukaryota; Fungi; Ascomycota; Sordariomycetes; Sordariales; Chaetomiaceae. Gene Ontology annotation, cellular component: centrosome; kinesin complex; kinetochore. The record is from RefSeq and is a predicted model, not a curated record. Gene Ontology annotation, molecular function: microtubule binding.
CGCAAUAGGCACGGAAUAACCAGAAUAUCAUCAUUCUUGCUACGAAAGUCCUUUACCUAAUCUGAGAGUUUCGACCGACGGCUUUUUUUCUCUUGUCUAGCCACGAAGUCAGCUCGCAACACUCGUUCACUGCUGUUUUUCGAUCUCUUUCUUUCGUCACAUGCGAAAUUGCGCAAAACCGCACGCCGCUGCGUAGACAACCCAAAUGUCCGAGCCGCCAUCGUCCCCUCCUCGAGAAGGAACCAGCGUGGAGGAUGCCUUGGCCUGGUAUAAGUCGCAAUACGAAGUGCUGGAGGCCGAGCUGGCCGAAUUCCAAGCCUCGAGCAAGGAACUAGAGGCAGAACUCGAGAAGGACCUAGAUGCGGCCGACAAGCGGGAACGAGCGCUGCGGCAAAAAGCAGAGGGGCUGAGCUUUGAAGUGGAAGAGUGGAAGAGGAAGUAUAAGGAGUCCAAGGCGGAGGCGAAUGCGGCGCAGAAUGCUCUCGAGAAGGAGAUUACGAACCUCCGCGACGCAAACAGAACGCUCCAGCUGAAACUCCGCGACAUCGAGGUUGCCAACGAUGACUUUGAACGCCAGGCACGAACCACCACCUCCUCCCUGGAAGACCUCGAGUCCAAAUACAACGUUGCCAUCGAAAGGGCCGUCAUGCUCGAAGAGGAAAUCAAGAUUGGGGAGCAAGAGCGAGAGCGACUCCGGGUCGAGUCUCAGAGGCUGAAGGAGGAACUUGCCGAUCUUAAGAUCGAAGCCGAAAUUCUGCAGGACAAGCUCAAGAAACAGGAGUCUCGCCAUCUCUCGAGCAUAUCGACCGAUAUCUCUUCGAUUCCAGGCUCUCCCUCGUUUUGCAACUCGCCGCACUCGACCGCGAGCUCUCCGAUGAUCAUGACUCCGCCAGACCUCAAGUCGCUGUCCGCGACGGACACCACCUCGGAACUCCAAGACCCGCCAUCACCUCCCAUGUCUGAUGCCUCCCUGCCGCUGCCCAAAAUAAGCGGGCUGAAGACGCCCGCCGCCCAACGAAAGAGCAGGCUGCCCUCGGCCGAUUCUCACAGUAUCACCCCAAAGCCACGGGCGUUCACGGCUUCCACAUCCUCUUCCCGCUCCGCUCGGGUCGUCACUACCUCCGGUGCCAUGAGAACCCCGGUCCACCGGUCGUCGGCCGCGAAACCCACCCGCACACCCUCUCACAGAGUCGCGCCCUCCAACUCCCUCGCCCACAUUCGGACCCUCACCGCCCAGAUGCAACGGCUGGAAGCCCGCGUGCAGUCCGCCCGCUCCAAGCUUCAGGGCCCCGCCAACACUCCCCCGCGCUCCUCCCCGCGAGGCCCCAUGACCGUUCCCUCAACCGUCACGAUCCGCACCCGCAAGCGCGCCACUGGCUCUACGGCCUCGUCCAGCGCCACCAGCCUCGCCGGCUCCGAGACGACCCCCUCCCAAUCCCGCCACGCUCCAUCCGAUUCCCGCAGCAGCAUCUCUUCCAGCGCGACCAAGCACGUUCCCCGACUUAGUGCAUCGGGCGUCUCGCGCCUUUCCUUUGGCCCCCUCCCCAACCGCAACCCAACCGGCGCCUCCUCCUCCAACAACUCCAACACCACCGGCACCACCACCGACUUCGACUUCAACCGCCCCCCCAGCCGAGCCAGCCAUUCGAGCUACGCCCGCCCCGCAAGCCGCACCGACUCCUACAAUGGCGGCUCGUCAGGUACGACUAUGCCGCCUCCGCGGCCCAUGAGCCGCGCCAGCAUGUCCAGUACCCGCACCCCGCUCAGCAGGCCGCGCAGCAGCCUAGGGAUGCGCAAUGGACACGGCCACGGACACAGCGGAAGCGUGAGCUAUACGGGCAGCAGUGCCGUCAUGGCAGAAGAGGCAGAUGAGAACGGGGGAGUCGCCGUCGACGGCACCGAGUAUCGCACCCCCAGCCGGCGAGGGACGUACAGUCGGCUGGAGAUGGAGGCGGCCCUGGCCGGUGGCGCGGCCGGCGGAAGCGGGAUCCCCGUGCCGACUUCUAGGCGGCAGAGUGGUGGGUCGACAUCGACGGGGAUCUCGAUUUCGGGCAGGAGGACUAGCGGGGCUAGUUCGAGAGCGUUGGGAGAUCUGGGCGAGACUUACUGAAUCAUAUUGUCCCGCCGAACCAGAUCCGCUCGAAGGCGUGGGCACUGGUGGGUUGGUUGCACGUUGGGGGUGCUUGUGUCAAGUUGAAUACUUCUUUAAUGAGCGUUCUGUCAUCAUGUCUCGGGCUCUUGUCUCUCUUUCUCUCUCUAAGGUUGGUCGUCGGUUGCUGCUGAUACCUUGCUC